GAGAGAGAGAAAUGGCGCCUCGAUGCUGUGCUCUCUGAGCCAGUGUUAGGAGCCGGUUAGGGUGAUUCUUAAAGGGUAGACAAAAGAAAGAAAACAUGCGGAACACAAGGAGAAACACGCGGCCGACGAGCGGCCCCUUCAUCUCCUCGCGGACUAGGUCGUCGUCGAGAAUCGAGCGAAACUCUGACGAACAUAAGGAACCCAGUAGUGAUCUGAGCAGUCCCAGCAGUGCACGGUUAGCCCCCCCCUCCAAGAGGGCCCGGCGACAGACUGCUUCAGAGCCCAGCUCCAGUGACACUUCUCCGUCUCCUCAGGUGAAGAAUCAGAGGGUCAGCUGGCACAUUCCCACCUAUUGCACCAGGUUAUCCUCUCGCAUAAUGCAAAAUGGACAUGCCCAUAUGAGUCACCGCGGCGAGGAGAAAUCCGGGACGGAUCAUUCUCACAUGAAUGGCCAUGUGGAACUGAAGAGGAGCUGCCGGGUGAAGAAGAGCCAAUUUGAACACCUCAACCAGAGCCUGCUGUUUGACCAGCUGGUCAACAGCACUGCUGAGGCUGUCCUGCAGGAAAUGGACAACAUCAGCAGCAUCAGACAGAGCCGUGAGGUGGAACAACUUCGCAUGUGGACCGGAGACACUGAGGAGGAAAACAUGGACAUGUAUUCCCGAGUGAAGCGCAGGAAAUCUAUGCGCAGGAGUACUUUCAGCAUGCCUACACACCACAAAGUCAUAAGUAAAGCUGAGCAGGAGGAGGAAGAAGAGGAAGAAGAAGAGGAGGGAACAGAAGAAUCUCAUGAGGAGGAUGCAGAGGAAGACGAUGAUGACGGAGAUGAAGCAGAAGAGCAAGGAGAGGAGAAUGACAGACCGUACAACCUGAGGCAACGCAAGACUGUGCAGCGAUAUGAAGCACCACCUAUAGAGCCUGUGAACAGAAAACAGAGCAACCCCUCACUUUUUGACACCCAUAGAUCCCCAGCAAGAAUAAGCCAUAUAAGAGUGAAGAAACAUGCCAUUCACAGUAGUGACACCACCUCAUCCUCUGACGAAGAGCGCUUCGAGCGAAGAAAAAGCAAAAGCAUGACCCGGGCCAGAAACAGAUGUUUACCAAUGAACUUGACUGCAGAAGAUCUAGCGAGUGGGGUGCUCCGAGAUCGGGUGAAAGUGGGUGCAAGCCUGGCGGAUGUGGACCCCAUGAACCUUGAUAGCUCAGUGAAGUUUGACAGCGUUGGUGGCCUCAGUAAUCACAUUCAGUCACUGAAGGAGAUGGUCGUGUUCCCACUGCUCUACCCUGAGGUCUUUGAGAAGUUUAAGAUUCAGCCUCCCAGAGGGUGUUUGUUCUAUGGCCCACCAGGGACAGGAAAGACCCUGGUAGCACGGGCACUUGCCAAUGAGUGUAGCCAGGGAGACAGGAAGGUUUCCUUUUUCAUGAGGAAAGGAGCCGACUGCCUCAGCAAGUGGGUGGGUGAAUCAGAGCGCCAGCUACGAUUGUUGUUUGACCAGGCAUACCUAAUGAGGCCCUCUAUUAUCUUCUUUGAUGAGAUUGAUGGAUUGGCUCCAGUUCGUUCCAGCAGGCAAGACCAGAUACACAGUUCUAUUGUGUCUACUCUGCUGGCCUUGAUGGAUGGCUUAGACAGUCGUGGGGAGAUAGUUGUCAUUGGUGCUACAAACAGACUUGACUCUAUCGACCCGGCACUCAGGAGGCCCGGACGCUUUGACCGGGAGUUUCUGUUUAACCUGCCUGACAAAAAGGCCAGAAAGCACAUCUUGGAGAUCCACACGCGGGACUGGAAUCCCAAAUUGGCUGAGCCAUUUGUAGAUGAACUUGCAGAAAAAUGUGUCGGCUACUGUGGUGCUGACAUCAAAGCACUUUGCACAGAGGCAGCCUUGGUGGCACUGCGCCGCCGAUACCCCCAGAUCUAUGGCAGCAGCAUCAAACUGAAGCUGGAUGUCACCUCCAUCAUCUUAGGGCCUGGUGAUUUCAGUAAGGCCAUGAGGACAAUCGUCCCAGCCUCUCAGAGGGCCCUCGCUCCCCCGGGCCGAGCUCUGUCCCCCACCCUCAGGCCCCUGCUGGCCAGCUCUUUCACCUCGGUGCUGAAAGCUCUCCUCAGAGUCUUCCCCCACGCUCAGUGUACUGACAGGGACAACACACAUGGCGGUGACAAUCAAUUGUUUGAAGAGGACUUGUAUAGCGAUGAAGACAAUGAGGAAGGCUCUGCUUCCAUCUAUGAAGUCCAGCCUGCUGCAUCCCCAAAGAGUCAGCUCUCCUCUUCUGCAAUGCACAGACCCUUCCUCCAUUUCUCCAGCUCUGCUCUCCAACAGCCCACAGCUUACCGGCCUCGUCUCCUGCUGGCUGGGUCCCCAGGUUCAGGACAGAGCUCCCACUUGGCCCCUGCUUUGCUGCACCACCUGGACAAGCUGCCAGUGCACCGUCUAGACUUGCCCACUCUCUACUCAAUCAGCGCUAAGACGCCAGAGGAGUCUUGUGCUCAGGUUUUCCGUGAAGCCUGUCGGAGCGUGCCCAGUGUGGUGUUCAUGCCCCAUAUCUCAGAGUGGUGGGAGACGGUUAGCGACACUGUGAAGAGCACCUUCCUCACCCUGCUCCAGGAUGUGCCCUCGUUUAGCCCCGUCCUUAUCCUCGCAACGGCUGAGACUCACUAUUCACAGCUGUCUGAUGAGGUAAAGACCAUGUUCCAGAGGACUUAUGGGGAGGUGGUGACACUGUGCCCACCAGGAGAAGAAGACAGGAGGAAAUUCUUCUCUGACCUCCUGCUGGUUCAAGCUGCCAGGCCUCCACCGCGCCUCAGGAAUACCGACAGGUGUGAGGAGGUACUACCUGUGGCCGAGGCUCCAGGACCUCGCGUCCUGUCAGCAGAGGAACAGCGCCGCUUGGCCGAGCAGGAGGAGAACACACUACGCGAGCUCCGGCUAUUUCUCAGGGAUGUGACCAAGCGUCUGGCCACUGACAAACGUUUUAAUAUCUUCAGCAAGCCAGUUGACAUUGAAGAGGUGUCAGACUACCUGGAGGUGAUUCAGCAGCCCAUGGACCUUUCUACUGUCAUGACCAAGAUUGACAAGCACCAGUACCUGACAGUCAAGGAUUUCCUUGCGGACAUUGAUCUCAUCUGCAGCAACGCUUUAGAAUACAACCCGGACAAGGAUCCAGGAGACAAGGUGAUCAGGCACCGAGCAUGCAGUUUAAAGGACACAGCCCAUGCUAUAUUUGCCUCUGAGCUGGACCCUGAGUUUGACCGAAUGUGUGAAGAGAUCAAAGAGGCACGGAAAAAGGGAGACCUCCAGACGCCGGCUCAGCUGACGGCAGCUCCAGGCGCCGUGGCAACCAGAAAGCACCACCCUGCAGGAGAAGAGCAGGCCAGGAGCAGCACUCAGGGCGAGGCCCCUGAAAAACAGUGCACCACUAACCAUGUAAAACGCAAGCUUCGCCGAAGGCCAUCUUGGGGACGAGGCAUCAUCCGUAGGAGAAAGACCUACAAGAAAGGGACAGAAGAGGAAGAGGAGGAGCAUGAGGCAGAAGUGGAAGCUGUGGGGCCCAGUGACUCAUGUUUGACACAGGAUGAAGAAUCAUCUUGUGAUACCAUGGGUUCCCAGCCCAAUGGGCACCAUCCUCAUGUCCCCUCCACAGAAGAGGAGAGCUCCAAUGAGCCUCCUGUUGCUGCUCCUACUAAACCGUCAGAUGCCAAUAAAGCCACAGAAGAGCCAACACCUAAGGUGGAGGGGCCUGCAGCCAAAGAGGCAGAGUCUGAAAACACAGAAAAACCUACAGAGUUGCAUUGCCUUGAUGAUGAGCCUAAGGCAGAUGGGGAUGGCCAGGCCAAGCAGGCUGACUUCCAGCCUUUGAUUGAAACGUCCGAGUCUUCAGAUACCGAGGCCCAGCCGAAGCACAUAGAGGGUCUCCUAGUAUCACAAGUGGAGUGUGUGAAUGGAAAUGAAUCAAUGGACAGCCUGGACUCACAGAGCCUCAAGAGCAGCAGUGAGGCUGGGAAUAGGACUACUCAGAGCAUGGACACAGUCUCUGCUAAGCCAGAACAGGAAGAGCACAAAGACAAAAAUAACAGCAAACCAACUCAGGAGCAUCAUUCCCAGGAUGAAGGGGCAGUACCAGAAAAUGUCCAGGAAGACCAUGAUAAAGAAGGGGGUUCUGAUGUGGAAAAAUGCCAGAAGAGCCAGUCCGAGUCCGUAAAGGGACAUGCUGAUGUGACAGAGGAAGAUCCACAACCAGUUCCCUCCAGUCCUCCAGUAGUGAUUGACCACCAGCGACUAUCGGCUCUACUGGAUGUGGUGGUGAAGAAGAGUGAGGGCUACAGUGUGGAGCAGCUGGAGCGACUGUACUCCCUUCUCAGCCAGUGUAUCUACCAGCACCGCAGAGAGUACGACAAGACCCACCUACUGGAGGAGAUGGAGGAGAGAAUCCAGCAUUUUGAUACAUUCCUGUGAGACGGAGACAUUAGCUGUCGGGUAGAUCCUGAACAGCCCGGGACCACAAAGACACAACACAAGUGAGAGGAGAGCGAAGGAGCCUCUGAGUCCAGCCCACGACCCGGAAAUCCAGCACCCCCCUCCCCUCCCAACCCCCACUCCGCCCUCCUCAUUAGCUUCUUCUUGGGGAGGGAAUACAACACGGACAAGGUUGAGGACAGAGACAUUCAAUGGUGCUAUCGUCUCAGGAACCUGGCCAGACCCAGACCCAUUCUACACAACCAAACUCCUGGAGGUGUGUCGCGCGCACACACACACACAUAUGCGCGUACACACACAUACACAGUAAUGGUGACGGGCGACCCUGGUGCUACUCGGGUGCUAUCAUGAUUUUUAUCCAUGCUGCUCUUGGGAUUACUUCUUAACUCGGACGACUAGCAAAACCAACAGACAGAUCGGGUGAUGUCAUAUCGCAGCUUUGGCCACGUUUCUUGGAGUCGGCCGUGCAUACACACACACACACACACACACACAUACACACAACGAACCCCUACUUCUUUUGGGACCGUAUGCAUUUCUACAACCACACACGGUACACAGGCUUACAAAAAUGCACACACACACAACCACAUAUACACACACUCCCUCCGAUUCUCACCAGCUGAAGUGUGAAUGCAGAAAGCUGCCACGAGAUGAGGACAGAUAAUGUUCUGAAUCACUGAGCUACAUUGCUGAGCCCAUCUCGCCCUCGAGUGGAGCGCUUCAUCACCGGGCCAGUUAUUACCGCGCUAUCAUGCAGCUCGUUUUUUUUUUUUUUUUUUCUUUCUUUCUUUUUUUCAAUUUUUUUUCCUGCUAUUUAACUACUUGAUUAGUCCAAUAUCUGAGCCACCGUCAAGGAUACUCACCCAGAACAAUAGUUUAUAAAGAGUUUUUUUUUUUUUUUUCUUUUUUUUUUUUUUUUGCAUGAACACAAACUUGAUGAGGUUAGCGCAGCAGGACCACAACCGAUUACGUCCUCGUCGUCAGGCGUGGAAAGCUGUUUGGCUCCAAACCCGUAGAACCUCACUGGAAACGCUCACGGGCCGACUCCGGCUUCUCCCAGUUUUAGCGGAUUGUCACGUCCUAAAUAGUUUGUGGUAGCUGAAGCCCCUCCCCUUUCCCCUCCUAUUCCUCCUCACUGUAUGAAUGUUCUCCCACCCACUCAAGCUGUGCCCACCAGUUGAUUUUUUAUUUUUUUUUCUCUCUCUCUCUCCCCGACACUCUGGCUGAGGAACUGGAAGCAGUACAAAUCGGAAGGCGUCUGUAGUUUGCACUGCCUAGUGUGUGCCUUAUUUAAACCUCAUAUGAAACUGAUAUAUUUAGCAGGAAUUCUUCUUUAGAUCAACUUCUUGUGACAAUGAACAGGCUCUAAGUGGGGUGGGUUCUAACCACUGAGGUAUACUCUUACCUGGAAGCAAAAAAAUAUUUCUAUCAAUUGAUAACAUAUUUAGGCUCUACUGUAUAUUACCACGUUAGUUUUCCAUCCACUUUGGGCCAAAACACUUCUAAACUAACCCCUUAUAGCAUUAACCAUUAACUCUACUUUUAUGGUCGUCCAAACAUGUCUCGAAGCGUCCGAUAUUUCCGCCGCGGUGGCCACUCCCCCGCCCGAGCAGAUACGGGGAGCGAGGACAAGGCCGGCAACACCAGCUACUCUCCAGUUUCUUCGUAUGCAAAAAUAACCAUGCGAGUCGACCGCUUUAUCGUGCCAAGCGUGAUCCCACUCCCUCGUAAAAAAGGUGCUGAGCUCUGACACACGACGGUGCCUGUUCAGCGGAAUUCAGUCUCAACUCUGAAGAUUUUCUAUCGGCCGCUCAUACAACCUAUGUAUUAUGUUGUGUAUUUGAUCAUUGUUUUUGUACUUUUUUUUUUAUAAAAUGCUUUGAUUUGAUGUAAAGGUUUUUUUUUUGUUUGGCAUGGGUUGUGGUUUCGUCAUGAACAAGGCCAUCCUAGGCAGUGCCCGUCACUAAGGUGUAUAAAGCAUUAACAGUUUGUUUGUUUUUUUUUAAUGUUUAUGAAAUGACUUCUUUUUUCAACACCAGAUGAGAAAAGCUGGAUUCUCACCUGAGGCCAACACCGUGUAUGUUUCUGACCGCAGUAAACUAUUUACUGAAGCUUUAUAAGGUUUUCAUGACAUAUUAAGGUUGUUCUUUUUUUGUUGUUGUUGUUUUUUUGUGAAGACGCCAUAUUACCGAGCAGGUGUAGACUGGAGAAGGCCCUUCUUUGUCUCGAAUCCUCCAAAACCUCGUGGUGCAACUCUGACCCCAGCUCACCUCUGCCUUUUCUAGGUGACGUAAAAGUGAAGACCAUAUGCAAACUGGCAACGACAGGUUAGCACUUGGACUACUGCAGAGAGAAAAACAAACCAACGCUACCUCAGCUUAAUUUAUUUUAAACGCGAAAACUGUUUACCGGGUACAAGGACAGUAUUCCCCUCCCCCUCAAACCCCCCUCCCCCCUCGUAAAAUACUGUUGCAUCACCUUCAGUACCGGUUCUGGUACCAGAUCAGUGCAACCACAGCUGCUGCAGUAAUCCAAGAGUGGUUUCUAUCUCUCUCUGAUUGUUAUGUUUGUUUGCAUUUGAGCCAGAUGACGAUUGCAUACAUUUCACAGACUGUAUAUUUUAUGCUUUUUUUUUUUUUUUUUUUUUUUUAAUAGUUUCAGGUUUUUUCUUAAUUUUCUACUGUACCUCGACACAGCAGACGCUCCUACAUCCGCUUCUUCUUCAGUUUCACACUCAAGAUUUCCUCUUUUACACAUUGAUCGUCUUUUUUUUUUUUUUUGCUGUUUUUUUUUUCCCCACAUCGUUUUUACAUACUCUCAUCUCAUGAUUAUUUAUUAUUAAAAUGAUUUACACCUAAUAUUUAGUAAUUGUCUUUUUGUACAUUUGACAAAUUUAACAAAAAAAUCGGGAAGCAUCACGCGUCCAUUUUAACAACUGUGCUGAAAUGCGUAGCGUUUGUGUAGCAGGUUUAUUUGGCGUUUAAGGGGAAUAAAGGGUUUACAGGUCUCUCAGGUUCAACACGCGACAACAUGCCCUUUCAACUUUUUUCUAUUUAUUUGAUUGUUCUGGUGUUUUUCUUUGUAUAAAUGGUUGUAGACUGUGGCAUACUGGAAGAGACUUAACGACUUGGAAACUUAAACCGCGACAAACCAGGACCAGGAUUCACUUAAACGUUUCUUAAUGUUGUUCACUUUGUCUCUUUCAGCCAAAAGUUAUUUUUUAUGAAUUUGGAGAAAAAAAAAGAAAAAAAAAAAAAAAAACAACGCAUCUGAACGUACAACAUGGGUAGUUUAAAUGUCAUACAUUGUGAUCUUCCUUUCUUAUUAUAAAUUGUAGCCAGUUUGGACUAACAACCAAUUUUUGUCUGGUAGUUGAGACUACUUAGUCCAGUAUGCAGAAGGAAAGGGUUCGUUCUAUUGGAAAAAAUUACAUUGUUCUUCCCUAUUUUUAAAGUUAAUUUAGUCGAGACUUUUCAUACCUUGUUAAUUCUGUUUGUUUUGAGGUUAAGUGUAUUUAACACACUCGUUGGCAAUUGUUACUUUAGUGUAAGUUAUAUUUGAAAUGAAACAUUUACUGUAUUUCUCAAAUAAACUGCUGUGAUAUACUUGAAUAAAAGGUGCAAACUGUA
Sphaeramia orbicularis (orbiculate cardinalfish) is the source of this 8101-nucleotide messenger RNA. It is a transcript of the gene atad2b, whose product is annotated as ATPase family AAA domain containing 2B. Bases 96 to 4448 code for a protein of 1450 amino acids. The record is from RefSeq and is a predicted model, not a curated record. Gene Ontology annotation, cellular component: nucleus. Gene Ontology annotation, molecular function: ATP binding; histone binding; chromatin binding. The transcript is spliced from 28 exons. NCBI's taxonomy places the organism in Eukaryota, Metazoa, Chordata, Actinopteri, Kurtiformes, Apogonidae. Gene Ontology annotation, biological process: transcription initiation-coupled chromatin remodeling; nucleosome disassembly; nucleosome assembly.